AUGACAACAAUUGGGGAUACCAUGGGUUUCCAUGUUUCUAGCGUGUCCAGGAGUGUUAGGGAUGUGUCAGCCGCACUGUGUGAUAUUGCUCCACAAUAUAUCAAAUGGCCCACAGAUCCAGCAGAGAAGAUGACCAUUAAGCAGGGAUUUUACUCCAUUGCCUCAUUCCCUGGAGUUAUCGGGGCUGUAGAUGGGACUCAUAUUCGAAUCCAGUCCCCGAGAGAAUAUGAACAUACCUAUGUUAAUAGAAAGGGGUUUCACUCCAUAAAUGUCCAGGGAAUAUGUGACCAUACAGGGAAAUUUUUGAAUGUUUCUGCAAAGUGGCCAGGUUCGAACCACGACUCUUUUAUUUUCCGGAGUUCGGACAUCGGCAUUCAUUUAGAAGGAAACCAUCGGGGUAUUGAUGUGGACGGGGUUCUUUUGGGAGAUAGUGGGUAUGCCUGCAGUAGGUACUUACUUACGCCAUACCUGCGGCCUAGUACAAGAGCACAAAUAAAGUACAAUGAUGCUCAUGCAAAAACUAGGGGUGUCGUGGAAAGGUGUUUUGGUUGGUGGAAGAGGCGUUUUAUAGUGCUUCAUGAAGAAAAUAAAUGUGAACCAGGGCGGGUUGCAAAGAUAGCGGUGGCUUGUGCUGUACUGCACAAUAUAGCUCUUCAGAGACAUGAGCCAAUGGAAGAUGAUAUUAAUGGCCCAGGAGACAAUGGGGGAAAUGACGGAGCAGUGCAGGGUCCCAUCAAUGAUAAUGUCAGGAGAUUUAUCACAGAGCAUUAUUUCAACUGAGUGUUCUCAAAAUUUGAUGAAAUUUUAUUAAUGCAGCUAAAAACUGAAUAUUUAGAAAUGUCAACAGUUUUUCAAACUAAGAAAUACAACACAGAGAAAUUUCAUUUUUAAAAAUAUAAAUCAAGAACAAGAUGCCUAUGGACCACAAAGCUCACCAAAGACACUCUGACCUUAUUCUUAGUUUAUCAGCAGACCCCCCCCCCCUAUAUACUUCUGUAUUUAACACUGAUCCC
Molecule: messenger RNA, 1013 nt
Organism: Saccostrea echinata
Lineage: Eukaryota; Metazoa; Mollusca; Bivalvia; Ostreida; Ostreidae
Product: putative nuclease HARBI1
Exons: 4
Coding region: 1-780 (259 amino acids)
Source: RefSeq, a predicted model, not a curated record